GGGCAUUUUGUUUCCGCCCGGAGGGAACACGUUGCUGUACAUCAGAGGGCUGGACGAAAUGGCGUGCGUGUGCAGUUUGCUAUUGACAGAGGGAUGUUAGCUGGGUUGCUAAGCUAAAUAGCUUUAGAGUUGACACGUCGGCUGUGAGUGUGUUGGCAGGUUAAGGAUUCGAGCGCUGGAGGAGAGAAUAAAUCACAGGACGAUGUGUCCACAGUGCGUCAAAUAAACGUUUAACUUGUCACAGUGGGACAGAGAGCAGGCAGGAACACAGGUAGCGAUGGCAGCUGGCCAGAAGAAAAGCGCCGCAGAGACGCACUUGCUGCCCGGCUCGAACGACCUGAACGGCUCGAAAGCACAAGGAGUGACACCAACCAAACGAACCUGCAAAGGCAAGAGUUCUCGGCUGUCCAAGAUGGCCUCGGGUGUCCAGGUGAAGUGUGCGGCCUACGUCCUGGCCUUGCGGCCGUGGAGCUUUAGCGCCUCUCUGACGCCCGUGGCUUUAGGAAGCGCUCUGGCCUACAAGCUGGAGGGCUCCGUGGACUUUGUGAUCUUGCUGGUGUGCGCCGUCGCCGUCCUGGUGGUGCACGGCGCCGGUAACCUCGUGAACACUUACUACGAUUUCUCCAAGGGAAUCGACCACAAGAAGAGCGACGACAGGACUCUGGUGGACCGCAUCCUAGAGCCGCAGGACGUGGUGAUGUUCGGCGCCGUGCUCUAUUCGGUGGGAUGUCUGUGCGCCACGCUGUUGUAUUUUCUUUCUACGCUCAGGCUCGAGCAUCUGGCGCUCAUCUAUUUCGGAGGGCUGUCCAGCUCGUUUUUGUACACUGGAGGAAUCGGUCUCAAGUACGUGGCGCUGGGUGACGUGGUGAUCCUGAUCACGUUCGGGCCUCUGGCCGUGUUGUUUGCGCACGCGGUGCAGGUGGGCCACCUGUCCGUGUUGCCCCUGGUGUAUGCCGUGCCACUCGCCCUGCACGCCGAGGCCAUCCUGCACAGCAACAACACGCGGGACAUGCAGUCGGACCGCAGCGCCGGCAUUGUCACGCUCGCCAUCCUGGCCGGCCCGGCUCUCUCUUAUGUCCUCUACAACGUGCUGCUCUUCGCACCCUACGUGGUGUUCUGUGUGCUGGCCACGCGCUACACCAUCAGCAUGGCGCUGCCGCUGCUCACACUGCCCAUGGCCUUUCCUCUAGAGCGCCAGUUCCGCAGUCAGCACUACAGCAAGAUCCCGCUCAAAACGGCCAAGCUCAACCUGCUCGUGGGACUUUUUUACGUCUUCGGGAUCAUUCUGUCCCCGACGGGGAGCCUGCCACUGUUAUAAAAGAGCGCCACCUUUCUCAUUUUUAUGCUGUAAAACAAAUUGACUUUUGAAAUAUUGAACUUGGUACCUUCUGAAUAUUAUUUAUAUAUAUAUAUAUAUAUAUAUAUAUAUAUAUAUAUAUAUAUAUAUAUAAUAUAAUAUAAAAAAAAAAACUCUUCAUCCAAAAAGGCUUAACCUGCAAGUAGGACCAGCCAUAUUGAAAAAUACUUUAUACCACCUGAGACAAAAGAGAACUUUUCGUUUUCGGCCAUUUUUCGUGUUAAAGAUUUAAAAGAUUUUACACCAGGUCUUUUUUUUUUUCUUUUUAUAGUUUAUUUUUUCCUCAAUUUAAUAAUUUGCUGUUUAAUUUAUGCUUCAGGAUUAACGAACACUUUGCAGAGGUACCGAACCUGCUGGAAACAUCAGUAUUCUUUGAAACGGUGUGUAAACAGUUUGUUUAUUAACUGCGCAGUUGCAGAACAUUUGCAAAAAUCUGUGAUAUGACCAUGAUCCUAAAUUUACACCUGUUCAAAUCCAUUCAUUUUCAUUGUGUAGGAAUAAACUGAGCCAGACGUACUGUGGGCUUCAGCACUUCAGCACGUUGAGACUGACCGGCUUGUUACACGUUAAAUCGGCUGCUCAGACCCAAACCUGAACUGAAGCUUUCAAGAAGGGAGAAUAAAAAUAUGAUUCAUGAACAUCUCAUAUGAAUAAUCAUCUUUGAUAAAGAACAACAUCUGGCUUAAAAAAUAAAUAAAUUACAUUUUAAAAUAA
Messenger RNA from Silurus meridionalis, 2071 nucleotides. It is a transcript of the gene ubiad1, whose product is annotated as UbiA prenyltransferase domain containing 1. Gene Ontology annotation, molecular function: prenyltransferase activity. The coding region runs from base 278 to 1318 and encodes 346 amino acids. Gene Ontology annotation, cellular component: endoplasmic reticulum; Golgi membrane. Gene Ontology annotation, biological process: vitamin K biosynthetic process; menaquinone biosynthetic process. The record is from RefSeq and is a predicted model, not a curated record. The transcript is spliced from 3 exons. Lineage: Eukaryota; Metazoa; Chordata; Actinopteri; Siluriformes; Siluridae.